GUGGGCGGGCGCCCGGGUGCUUCAGCGAGGGGUUGUUGGCUGGCGAGCCUAGUCGACCAGCCGAGCCGAGCCGGGCCGGAGUGCCGGUCGGUCCCAGAGCGGGAGGGAUGAUACGCGGGAGGCGCCGCAGGCAUGGAGCCUAGCAGCGCCGAGGCAGCCUUCCCGCAGCUUUUCGCGCAACGGUCUAUUGCAGCUUUCAAAAGCUGCAUGGCAGACUGAAAUUCAAGAGGUGCAGCUUUCCCCCCAGCAGUGGCUGUGCAGUGAAAUGAUGGGCAGGGCUGCACUUCAUGGAGCUCAGGUUUCUAAAGUGGAGCUCAUUUCCAGUGACGCUGAUGGAGCUAUCCAAAGAGCUGGGCGAUUCCGGGUGGAAAAUGGCUCUGUUGAUGAGAACACAGAUUAUGCCCCUGGUACAUGGCGCAGAACAGAUGUGCAUUUGGAGAACCCGGAGUACCACACCAGAUGGUACUUCAAGUAUUUUCUAGGAAAAGUUCAUCAGAACUAUGUAGGAACAGACAUAGAGAAGAACCCCUUUUUUCUGUCUGUCGUACUCUCUGACCAAAACAAUCAGCGUGUUCCUCAAUACCGUGCAAUCCUCUGGAGAAAAACAGGUACUCUGAAAAUAUGCCUCCCUUACAGUCCUACCAAAACUUUGUCUGUGAAAUCUAUUUUAAGUGCCAUGAAUCUUGACAAAUUUGAGAAAGGCCCUAGAGAAAUUCUUCACCCUGAAAUUCAAAAGGAUUUAUUGGUUCUGGAAGAGCAAGAGGGCUCUGUCAAUUUUAAGUUUGGAGUACUUUAUGCCAAAGAUGGACAGCUAACAGAUGACGAGAUGUUCAGCAACGAAGCUGGCAGCGAAAGCUUUCAGAGGUUAUUGAGUCUCUUGGGGGACACCAUUACUUUGAAGGGCUGGACCGGCUACAGAGGAGGACUGGACACCAAAAAUGACACCACAGGCAUUUUUUCCAUCUACACUGUCUACCAAGGGCACGAGAUAAUGUUCCACGUCUCAACCAUGCUUCCAUAUUCGAAAGAGAACAAACAGCAAGUGGAAAGGAAACGGCAUAUCGGGAACGACAUUGUCACCAUUGUGUUCCAAGAAGGAGAAGAAUCCUCUCCAGCCUUUAAGCCAUCCAUGAUCCGCUCCCACUUUACACAUAUUUUUGCCUUAGUGAGAUAUAAUACGCAAAGUGAUAGUUACAGGCUGAAAAUCUUUUCGGAAGAAAGCGUACCUCUCUUUGGGCCUCCUCUUCCAUCCCCACCAGUGUUUACGGACCACCAAGAAUUCAGGGACUUCUUGCUGGUGAAAUUAAUCAAUGGGGAGAAAGCCACCUUGGAAACUCCAACAUUUGCUCAGAAGCGGCAGCGUACUUUGGACAUGCUGAUCCGCUCUUUAUACCAGGACCUCAUGCCUGACAUGCACAAGAACAUGCUGAACAGGAGAUCCUUCAGUGAUGUCUUACCUGAGUCCCCAAAAUCAGCCCGGAAGAAAGAAGAGGCCCGACAAGCUGAAUUUGUCCGUCUUGGCCAGGCACUCAAACUCAAAACCAUUGUGAGAGGCGAUGCCCCAGCUAUUCUGGCUUCCACGAGCCUCUGUAAAAAGGAGCCCUGGGAGUCCCAGUGCUUCUGCAGCAAUUUCCCUCAUGAUGUUUUCUGCGCAGAUUCCUGGGGCCAGUCACUGCUCGUCUCUACAGAUGUUGGUGUCCUCCUCUUAGAUGAUGGGCAGCCUCCCAUCCCAGUGUUUGAUAAAACUUUACAGAUCAAACAGAUGCAUGUAUUGGAAACUCUGGACCUUCUCAUUACUAGAGCGGACAAAGGGAAGGACGCUCGCCUCCUCGUCUUCCGGCUGAGUGCCGUACAGAAAGGCAUGGAAUCCAAGCAAGCCAGAAGCAAGUGUGACUGCCGAGAGAACAAACUGGAGAAAACGAAAGGCUGCCAUCUGUAUGCCAUCAACACCCACCACAGCAACGAGCUGCGGAUCAUCGCAUCCAUCCGGAACAAGCUGCUUCUCAUCACCAGGAAGUUCAAGCAGUGGGAGGGUCUGACCAGUGGCCUCUCGUUGUCGCCUCAGUCAGAGUCCCCAGUUGAAGAAUUCCAGUACAUCCGGGAGAUCUGCUUGUCUGACCCCCCUGUUGUCAUGACAUUGGUGGACGGGCCCACGGGGGAAAAUGACAACCUGAUUUGCGUCGCCUACCGGCACCAGUUUGACUUGAUCAAUGAGAGCACGGGCGAAUCCUACAGAUUGCACCAUGUCGACUCGAGCAGGGUUAAUUUUGUUGCAGCUAUUGAUGUGUAUGAAGAUGGAGAAGCUGGCCUGCUCUUGUGUUAUAACUAUGUCUGCUAUUACCGCAAAGUGUGCCCCUUCAAUGGGGGCUCGCCUUUGGUCCAGCCAUCAGCAUCUGACUUCCACUUCAGCUGGAACCAGGUUCCUUAUGCCAUUGUUUGCGCUUUCCCCUAUAUUUUGGCCUUCACCACCGAUUCCAUUGAGAUCCGAUUAGUGGUGAAUGGGAACCUCGUCCACACAGCUGUGGUCCCUGCGCUUCAGCUGGUGGCAUCAAGGUCAGAUAUCUAUUUCAGAGCCGUAACGGCAGUGAGCGAGCCAUCCAACGGCAGUUCCAAGGAGACUAAUUCACCUACUACCCCUCAGACGCCAUCAGUCAAUGAAAUCCCUGUUUUCUCUCCUUCCGCAGCAGAAGGUGAAGCUCUGUGCAAAAACAUCUACAAGAUCCCCCUGAGCAACCUGGUCGGCAGGAGCAUCGAACGCCCACUCAAGUCCCCCAUGGUCCCCAAAGUCAUCACCACCCCGACGUCGGCCAGCAGCGCCUCCAUCCCUGUCGCUCCUUCCCUCUCUUUGUCGCGCAUAGAGAUCAAAGAAAUCGCAACCCGGACACGCAAAGAAUUACUUGGUCUUCUAGACGGCCAAGGUCCCAAGUCGGAGGGAGGACAGAAGCAGAAGAAAACCCCCCAGAAACAGUCAGACCCCAAGCCAGGAACAGUACGGUCAACAAGUAGUGACAGGCUCGUUGCAUGCUCUUUCGAAAGCACUUCUGAAGAGCGCCACUUCUCCACCAGUUCAGACCCCGACACCACUACACGGGACGAGAGCCCCCAGUCCAGCAGCCUCUUUCAGCUUGGGGCUUCCUUUGACGAAGACAUCAUUGACUUGAAGUGAAGACAAUCUGGACACAGCACUUGCACACCUUCCCUGACCCCCCCACCCCCCAUUUGUUAUGACUCUCUAAACAGUAUCACACUACAUUUUCUGAUAAUUCUGAUAAUACAGAAUAUAUACAUAGGCAAUCAAGAUCUAGAAUGCCCAGUAUUUCCAGCUUAUUCAGAUGGAAAGGGCAGGCGGGACGUAGCAUAUUUUAUUCUCCUUGGUUGAAUAUUAGGGCACUCACCCCAUCACAGGAAUCUCAGCUGGUGGAGCAGACGAGUUUUAAUCAGUUAAUUGAUUAAAGCGUAUAUGACUUAAACAUUAGUUUUCAGUUUAAAAAGGCUGUCCACGUUUGGGGGGAUCGGACAACUUGUUAUAAACUCCACAGUGACACAAAGCUGGGAGAUCCUCCUAAGCCCCCCCCCCAACACAUUUUGUAGGAACAUAGGGAGCCGCUGUAUACCAGUCAAACCAUUGGUCCAUCUAACUCAGUAUCGUCGGCACUGAACAGCAGCAACUCUCCAGGGUUUCAGACUACGGUCAUCCCAAAUCCUACCUGGAGAUGCCAGGGAUUAGACCUGGAGCCCUAUACAGGCAAAGCAGAUUCUCCACCACUGAGCUAGGGCCCUUCCCUAAGCCAGCAGGCUGUGCUGCAAUAGGAACUUUGGCUGGGGGCACAAGUGGCCUCGGAGGAGGACCCAUAUCUCCUGCAAGAGGAGAGAGGGUGACAUUUCCCUUGCUCGGUUUGUUGCAACAACUUUAUAAGUGGGAGGGAGAUGGCCGAGGAGGGAAAAGCUCCACUCACUCUCUCUCUUACAUUGCUAAAGGGCUAGGAAUGAGGAAGAGGGAAAGUUGGGUGCUGUACAUCCCACUAACCCCAAAGCAGGAUUUAGUUUCCAGGCUCCCCAUCUUCCCAAGCUCCUCUUUUUGCCAAAGAGAAGCUCUGCGCCCUUCCUCUUCUUUCAUCAUGCUGCCCAGGAAGACUCACAAACAGCAUCAUUCCUUCAUUUCUGAAUGGUGCAUCCAUAUGUCACAGGACGCACCAUCUCAGAAUAGGCCUUCCCACCCACCCACCCCACCCAUGUGAAGGGGGUGAUCCUUCUAUGACCAUCUGCAAUUUUUAAGACGUACUUAAAUUAAAAAUUAUUAAUUUAACAAAAAAUAAAAUCUAUGUUACCUGAUUAGAAAGACUUUUUAAUCAGUUUAAUCUACUGUGAUUAAACAGCGGUCCUUAUCUCUUCAGACUAGCAUAGCAGGUAGCCAGGGAAGGUUUUAAGUAACGUCUUAAACCAUUAAUUUGCCCCAGUUCCCUCCCCGCACUCACUUGGCAAUCUGGAUACUUUAUUUGGAGUAGCUGAUGCAGACGUGAAUGGCGAAACUCUUCCUCACAUUCACAGCAAAAAAGAAAAAGGUUGGGAUGAUCAGACUACAAAUAAAUUCUGUGCCCUCCAAAAGUAUAAAUGUUUUGAGUGAGCAGGCAACCCUCAUCCUGGUCUCAGGACUAUUGGCACAUUUGCUGAUUAGCUAAAAUGAUUGUCCACAGACACCAGGUAAGAGCUGCAUUCCUGGGGUGUGGGGGAUGCAUUGAAGAGGAAACACUGCUCCAGGGCAUUUACACUCCUCUUGCUUCUGCUGAACAGACUUUGGGGGGCAUUUGUAUUUCCAAAACCUGCCAAACCUCUUUAACAGGGAAGAGAUUUACCGGUAUGUGCAUGCUGCAUGGGAAGGGAAAUCUCUUCUCUCUUUCUCGCUCUCUCUCCCCUCCUUCCAUCCCCCCCCUUUCAGAAAUCUCAAAGACAACAACCUGUCUUCCCUCUCACAUUGCCCUUAGCUGUCCACAUACUGCUGUUUUCUGAGAAGAAAAUGGAAGUUGGAUACGGAAAGCUGGUGCAGCGUGGAAAAGACCAUUUGAUGAUAGUUCUCCGUCUGCAGAAUAGAUGCUCCUGCCACAUGGGAGGUGUUGAACCCCAAAGGCCUUUGCUCCCCACUUACCUUCUCUUGAUUCAUUUCCUCCUUCUUCUUUUUAUAAAGUUGCAGACACUUGAUUUAUACAACUUCACACAGAUCAACUUAAACUACCUGUCCUGUGAGGGAUCCCAUCUUGCUUCCAUGGGGGGUGAGGGAACGGAGUCUUUCUUAUGUAUGUAUGUAUGUAUUUAUUUUCCUGCUCUUAAAGCAACUGAUCAAUAAACGAAGCAAUACUUUUAA
Molecule: messenger RNA, 5359 nt
Organism: Podarcis muralis (Common wall lizard)
Lineage: Eukaryota; Metazoa; Chordata; Lepidosauria; Squamata; Lacertidae
Source: RefSeq, a predicted model, not a curated record